ACUGUAAACAAAAAAAAAAAAAAACAGUUGAGAGGUCGUUAAAAAGUUAAAAAACUUUGUUUUUAUCCUUUAUAUUUUCGCGGGAAUCAACGGCUACGAAACGUUUCACCGUUCGAUACUUCCCAGAAUAUUGAAUCACAGAACCAAAAGACAAACCCACUUCGAUUCGAUUUUCAGCAGCUGCUCUCAGCUCUCUCACUGCAGUGAAGUUCUGGUUUGAAAUCCCAUCAUACAUAUGUGGCCUUUGGGAAUUUAAGGGGAAUUGGCUGUAGGGCAACCUCAAAUGGCUUUAUCAAAAGGGUUGGAAGCUCAAAAAGAAAUACCGGAUGCUGAAAUCAAGUCAUUUUUCGACUCAGCUCCUCCUUUGAAGAACAGUGAUGAUAUCAUUGGAAAGCUUGAGGGAUUUGUGAAGAAGAAUUCGACACCUUCUGGAAGUGGAGGAGCUAGGAGGGUUGUGUGUGUGACAUCAGGUGGCACCACCAUUCCUCUGGAGCAACGAUGUGUUCGCUACAUCGACAACUUCAGCUCAGGUCACAGGGGAGCAGCAUCCACAGAGUACUUUUUGAAGGCAGGUUAUGCUGUUAUUUUUCUAUAUCGAAGGGGUACUUGCCAGCCAUAUUGCAGAUCACUUCCCGCUGAUCCUUUGCUUGAAUGUUUUGAAUAUACGGAUGACUCAAAUAUUAACGUGUGCCAGUCACAUUCGGAAGCAGUGAGGAAUGCCAUCACUGAAAGUCAUGCUGCAGUAACAGGAGGCCUCUUGUUAAAACUUCCCUUCACAACCAUAUUUGAGUAUCUUCAGAUGUUGCAGAUGAUUGCUUUUUCAAUAAGAAGUCUCGGGCCACAUGCAAUUCUUUACCUUGCAGCUGCAGUGUCUGACUUUUAUGUUCCUUGGAAAAGCAUGGCAGAACACAAAAUUCAGUCAGGAUCUGGUCCAUUGGACAUGCGACUUGUUCAGGUGCCAAAGAUGCUAUUAGUGCUGAGGAAAGACUGGGCGCCAACGGCCUUCUGUAUAUCAUUUAAGCUAGAGACGGAUUCGAAGAUUCUUUUGGAGAAGGCUGAUAUGGCUCUUAAGAAGUACAAGGUGCAUAUGGUUGUAGCAAAUGAGCUUUCAACCCGCAAGGAAGAGGUUGUAGUUGUCAGACGCAAUGAAAAGAUAUCAGUUCGCCGAAACCAGUCUCUGGGUGUUGAUGAUGUGGAGAAACCGCUUAUUGACCUUAUCGUGGGAAGACAUUCGGCUUAUCUCGAGAAUCCUGAUUUAUGGUAAGUGUGCUUGAUUUCAUCCGACAGCGGACCAGUGCAACAAACAGUUCCUAUUCUGUUCAAGGUAGCUGUUUUAUGUCAGCGUAGAAUGUAGCUGUUUAUGUCAGCGUACUACGUUCGAGCAAAAGAUUGCAGAACAAAUUUGCUCUUCAAAGCAAUCAAAUUACUUGUACUCUUGAUGCA
Messenger RNA from Pyrus x bretschneideri (Chinese white pear), 1443 nucleotides. RefSeq names its product phosphopantothenate--cysteine ligase 2. The coding region runs from base 284 to 1264 and encodes 326 amino acids. The record is from RefSeq and is a predicted model, not a curated record. NCBI's taxonomy places the organism in Eukaryota, Viridiplantae, Streptophyta, Magnoliopsida, Rosales, Rosaceae. The transcript is spliced from 11 exons. Gene Ontology annotation, cellular component: nucleus; cytoplasm. Gene Ontology annotation, molecular function: phosphopantothenate--cysteine ligase activity. Gene Ontology annotation, biological process: coenzyme A biosynthetic process.